AUGAUCUACAAAGUCGUAGCCGUAGUCGGAGUCCUCGGCGUAUCACCCCGUGUCAAGUAUCAAGGAAAAGAACAGGAUGACCGUGAAGCUCGUGGCGUUGAUUAUACAAGAGCUUCUAAGAAACAUCGACGCAUUGCACCAAAUGCAUCUGCACUUGAGUCCAUUGUGCUUGGCACUGCUCGAUCGAGAGAUCGAAUGGAUGAACGGGAACGAGCACGAGCCAAGAAGAAACUCAAGGACCUCAAUGCCACAGCAAAGACAUCGGAGACUUUUACAGUUGAUAAGGCUGUAAAGAUGGAUCGAUGA
Peronospora farinosa is the source of this 306-nucleotide messenger RNA. The record is from the annotation of a GenBank genome assembly. NCBI's taxonomy places the organism in Eukaryota, Oomycota, Peronosporomycetes, Peronosporales, Peronosporaceae.